Messenger RNA from Peronospora matthiolae, 207 nucleotides. NCBI's taxonomy places the organism in Eukaryota, Oomycota, Peronosporomycetes, Peronosporales, Peronosporaceae. The record is from the annotation of a GenBank genome assembly.
AUGACGAAGAACCCAGUCAACCACGGCCGUGCCAAGCACAUUGAUAUCAAGUACCAUCACAUCCGUGAUGAGGUCAAGCGCGGUGAAGUGAAGCUCAAGUACUGUGAAACUGCGGUGAUGUUAGCGGACAUCAUGACGAAGGGACUUCAUGGACCACGCCACAAGGAGAUGACGACGGCUCUCGGGAUUCGUGAGCAUUCGGAUUGA